CCCUAGAGGAGCCGUAAUGGCGCACUUUCUCCUGAACUGUUUACACUCACUUCCUUAAUCAUACCAGGUCAGCUGACCUAUGUCGUGACAAUUAUUUGAGUUUCUCUGCUGGGUUGGAUAUUCCAAGGAUUGUCGCACAUUUUAUGCUGAUACAGCUUUCUCACAUACAGGAUGGAUUUUUCCAAGCUGCCUAAGAUUCAAGAUGAGGACCGCGAGGGUCAGUUCGGAUAUGUCCAUGGAGUUUCAGGCCCAGUGGUGACGGCCUCUAGUAUGGCAGGUGCAGCCAUGUAUGAACUGGUACGUGUGGGCCACAGUGAGCUGGUGGGAGAGAUUAUCAGAUUGGAGGGUGAUAUGGCAACCAUCCAGGUGUAUGAGGAGACCUCCGGAGUGUCUGUUGGAGAUCCCGUCCUCCGCACAGGAAAGCCCCUCUCUGUGGAACUGGGGCCUGGAAUCAUGGGCUCCAUCUUUGAUGGUAUUCAGCGUCCCCUCAAAGACAUCAAUGACCUCACCAAGAGCAUCUACAUCCCCAGAGGAGUUAACAUAGGAGCUCUCAACAGGGACCUCAAAUGGGAGUUUUCUCCCUUUCGUAAUCUUAGGGUUGGUAGUCACAUUACAGGAGGUGAUAUCUAUGGAAUGGUGUUGGAGAAUUCUCUCAUUAAGCACAAGAUCAUGCUUCCCCCCCGCAGCAGGGGCACUGUCACCUACCUUGCUCCACCAGGAAAUUAUGAUGUCUCUGAUGUGGUGCUGGAACUGGAGUUUGAAGGAAUAAAGGAGAAGUUCACCAUGGUGCAGGUGUGGCCUGUGCGACAGGUGAGGCCCGUUACUGAGAAGCUACCUGCCAACCACCCACUACUGACUGGACAGAGAGUACUGGACGCCCUCUUUCCUUGUGUUCAAGGAGGGACUACAGCCAUCCCUGGAGCUUUUGGUUGUGGUAAGACUGUGAUCUCUCAGUCUCUCUCCAAGUACUCCAACAGUGAUGUCAUAAUUUACGUGGGUUGUGGAGAACGUGGAAAUGAGAUGUCUGAAGUAUUAAGAGAUUUUCCAGAGCUUACCAUGGAAGUGGAUGGGAAGGUGGAGAGCAUUAUGAAGAGAACAGCACUCGUGGCCAACACCUCUAACAUGCCUGUGGCUGCCAGAGAAGCCUCCAUCUACACCGGCAUCACAUUGUCUGAGUACUUCAGAGACAUGGGCUAUAACGUCAGUAUGAUGGCUGACUCCACCUCUCGUUGGGCUGAGGCUCUUAGGGAGAUCUCUGGUCGAUUGGCCGAGAUGCCUGCUGAUAGUGGAUAUCCUGCAUACCUUGGAGCCCGUCUGGCAUCAUUUUACGAGAGAGCAGGUCGUGUCAAAUGCCUGGGAAACCCAGAGAGAGAGGGCAGCGUCAGCAUUGUAGGAGCUGUGUCUCCCCCUGGUGGUGACUUCUCAGAUCCUGUGACUUCUGCUACUCUUGGCAUUGUGCAGGUGUUCUGGGGUCUAGAUAAGAAGCUUGCCCAGAGGAAACACUUCCCCUCCGUUAAUUGGCUUAUCAGUUACAGUAAAUAUACGCGAGCACUGGACGAGUACUACGAUAAACACUUCCCAGAGUUUGUGCCGCUCCGUACGAAAGCCAAAGAGAUUCUGCAGGAGGAGGAGGACCUGGCUGAGAUUGUGCAACUCGUUGGAAAGGCAUCUCUGGCUGAGACAGAUAAAAUCACUCUAGAGGUUGCGAAACUCAUUAAAGAUGACUUUCUGCAGCAGAACGGUUACACACCAUAUGACAGGUUCUGUCCAUUCUAUAAAACAGUGGGGAUCCUGUCCAACAUGAUAGCGUUUUAUGACAUGGCUCGACAUGCUGUUGAGACCACGGCACAGAGUGAUAAUAAGAUCACCUGGGCCCAGAUCCGUGAACACCUGGGAGAAAUGUUGUAUAGAAUUAGCUCCAUGAAGUUUAAGGAUCCAGUCAAAGAGGGUGAGGCAAAGAUCAAAGCUGACUACGCUCAACUGCUGGAAGACAUGCAGAAUUCUUUCCGCACCCUUGAGGACUAAAUGAGACCAUCUGACCUCACAUCUCUCCCACCUCUCUCCUCCCCUGUGCUGUGCAGUGCGUUUCCCAGUGCUCCCGUGUGCAAGUGAAACUCUAGUCUUAAUAUACACUAAUGCUGUUCAACUAAUCAAAACUACACAAAUGAAAGUCAGCCAGCAGCCAUUGAUAAUCUGAACCCACUUUUUAAAAUGGGUAAAAGAAGAAUGUGUGUUCUCACUUUGUCUCUGUUUCGAAAAGGAAAAACUAUUACUUGUGUCUGAACUGUGAGAUUGUAUUUUAACAUCUUAAGCAAAUGCCUCUGUGACCUCUUUGUGCUGAAACUCUUUAAGCACAACAACAUUCAUCUUCUCUUUUUCUCACCACCUGCUUUCCCAUGAGUGCUUGUCACAUGUGUUAGGAGCACAGUGUUUAUUCCCCACUGCCGCUUCUCUGUGACCAAUAGAAAUGUGUUAUAAAAUAAUGGGAAUAAUGGAAGUCAGAAAGGGAUCAUUGAGGCUUCCCUUAUUUAUUUGUAUCUUGUUUUGUCUCAAUGCGAUUUCUGCUCUAUGCGUGUUCCUCUUACUGUGUGUCAUAUUCAUGUGACAGAGUUUGUGUGAGUGUCUGUGAAUUGGAGUGUGCAAGGGUGUGUGGUUAAACUAUUGUGUUGUUUGUAGUGGUACAUUUACUAGGGAUGCACCGAUCCGAUACUGACGUUUUUAGACGGAUCGGGUAUCGGUCCGACGAGCCCGAUCCAAAUCCAACACUUAGUCAAGCUCCAAAAAUGACAUAAAAGAACCAUAAAAACACCAGUAAAGUAGUUCAUAUGGCUUGUGCAUUUUAUUCAAAGCCACUUGAAGACGUGCAAUAGCUCUGUGAAUCACAAAAGGCUGUUUAAUAAGUAAAUAUAUAAAAUGCACGUGCAGCUCCAGCGCGUUAUUGAAUGGCGCUGCUGUUUACACACACGCACUCACGGUGCGCAAUGUUUGAGCGCUACUCACAAACAACAUCUCAGAUGUAGAUGCUCAAUAGUUCAGUUCACUUAUAAUAUGCAUUUAGAACAGCACCAGAGGUGCAUUUUACCAGAAUUUGAAUAAGAAUCGAAUUAAACUACUGUGAACUUGCCUACAAACAGACACAUACAGGACAUCCUGGAGAGUGCAGAAUGUCAAAAAUAAAAGUUAAACGUGCAGGAUUGAAAUAUAUUACUGUUGUAUUUAAUAUUCUAAAAGUCAAUAAUAAUAAUAAUAAUAAUAAUAAUAAUGUAUUAUUAUUAUAAUUUGUUUACAAAUUAUAACAAUAUUUAACUUGAUUGGGUUCCAAAAAAUAGCUGUGUGAAUGAAAAGUCAACUGAUAUCUGACAACUAAACUGAAAAAAAGAGACAUCUGAAUCCUUUAAAGUCCAGAUACAAGUUGAAAAAACUGUGCAAAAAAAUAAUAAAAAAGGCUUCUUUUCUACUGAACACUUAGACUGGAAUCACUGUUAAUUUUGCUGCUACAUUAUCCUAUAGACUAGUUAACAGUACAUUUUUUCUUAAGCUAUACAUUUAUAUUUAAAUAAUGUGUAGUUAGCGGUUUGUGUUUCUUUACAUAUAAAAGAGUACCACCAAUUAGUUCCACACAAUAAUGUAAAGAUAUUCUAAACUGAUUAUACAAAAAAACAACACUGGUAUUGGAUCGGCAUCGGCAGAUACUGAGAUUUCAGAUAUCGGAUCGGAAGAGAAAAAGUGGUAUCGGUGGAUCCCUAACAUUUACUGUUCUGUUGUUGUGUUUUCAGUUCCAAAGAAUUAAAAGAAUGGAAACUCCGA
Messenger RNA from Myxocyprinus asiaticus (Chinese sucker), 3807 nucleotides. RefSeq names its product V-type proton ATPase catalytic subunit A-like. Gene Ontology annotation, biological process: ATP metabolic process; proton transmembrane transport. Gene Ontology annotation, molecular function: ATP binding; proton-transporting ATPase activity, rotational mechanism; ATP hydrolysis activity. The record is from RefSeq and is a predicted model, not a curated record. The transcript is spliced from 15 exons. Gene Ontology annotation, cellular component: proton-transporting V-type ATPase, V1 domain; lysosomal membrane. NCBI's taxonomy places the organism in Eukaryota, Metazoa, Chordata, Actinopteri, Cypriniformes, Catostomidae. The coding region runs from base 172 to 2025 and encodes 617 amino acids.